Messenger RNA from Caenorhabditis sp. 36 PRJEB53466, 299 nucleotides. Lineage: Eukaryota; Metazoa; Nematoda; Chromadorea; Rhabditida; Rhabditidae. The record is from the annotation of a GenBank genome assembly.
AUGCAAAUGCGUACAUUCGUGCUCUUCUCUCUGUUUUCAUUGUGUGCUUCCGUGCUCUCGGAGACAACAACCCCAAAAGUUGUCGAAAUCAGUGGCGACGCCGACGGAAUCCUCAAUUUACUGAAGCGAGUGAUGGAAGCGAGUCGGCGAGAAAACAUUAAUCAACAUUUUAGAGGUUUCCACACUUUUCCCCCCUUUUUUCUUAUCAUUCGUGCCUUGCAGUUCGCACUGUCGACGGGAACGUUAUCAUGGAAUCGGUCGACUACAAACCGGGCGGUGCACUUGAUUAUUUGAAUUGA